Messenger RNA from Olea europaea var. sylvestris, 1332 nucleotides. RefSeq names its product probable F-box protein At4g22030. Lineage: Eukaryota; Viridiplantae; Streptophyta; Magnoliopsida; Lamiales; Oleaceae. Bases 1 to 1332 code for a protein of 443 amino acids. The record is from RefSeq and is a predicted model, not a curated record. The transcript has a single exon.
AUGGCUUUACAAAUGUCAUCCAUUACUUGUUCUUCAAAGAAAAUUAAUGCUUUCAUCGAUGUCCCUAAACUGAAAAUGUUCAGAACAAGACAUGGUUCCAUCAACAGAAUUGCCAUGCAAAAUGUACGUAAAAAUGCGGUAUCAUUCGAUAACGCAGGCUUUUCCUUUGUCGAUGCCCAAAAAUCAGUUGGUGAAGACAUAUACCAACAGAAAUAUUCGGUUGAGAAUUCGAUGUGUACCGGAGAAAAUCAGAGACAGAUGCAAACUAUCGAAAAAUGUGGAAAGGAUAAUGAUAUUGCCAUCGCCAAGCUACAUGCAAUAUUAGAGGCGGUGGCCGAUCGAGUGGAGAUGCAUACGAAUAUUGGCGAGCAGCGUGAUAACUGGAACUCACUUCUCUUGAACUCUAUUAACAUGAUCACUCUCACCGGCACAACUAUGGCGGGACUCGGCGCGAUCGGUGGGGUGGAGAUGCCGGUUUUAGCGUUCAAAUUUUCGUCGUGUCUGUUGUUUUCUGCAGUUACAGGGAUGUUGAUGGCGAUGAACAAGCUUCAGCCAUCACAACUAGUCGAAGAACAGCGCAAUGCUUCAAGAUUGUUUAAGCAAAUACACAGAGAAAUCGAGACUCUACUGGCUCUUGAUCAUCACCAUCUCAAUCAAACAGAUGUGAAUAAUAUGAUGGAAAGAGUUUUAGCUCUUGAUAAAGCAUAUCCACUUCCUUUGAUUGGAGUUAUGCUUGAAAAGUUUCCAGCCAAAUUAAAGCCUACAGUAUGGUGGCCACCUCUAAAUGAUCUAUACCAAAGAGAGAGAAGACUAGAAGAUCAAGAAAGAGACUGUAAUGGAUGGACUGAAGAAAUGGAAAAUGAAAUGAGAGAAAUUAUUGAUGUUGUGAAGAGAAAAGAUAAAGAAGAUUACAUAAGAUUAGGCAACAUAGCCCUGAGGUUGAACAAAAUUUUCGCUAUUAUGGGGCCUGUGCUUACUGGGAUGGCCGCUAUCGGAUCAGCUUUUGUGGGUUCCACUUCUUUGGCGAUUUAUAUUGCAGUCGGGGCCGGCACAAUGGCUACCAUUGUGAAUUCUCUUGAGCAUGGUGGACAGAUAGGGAUGGUUUUUGAAAUAUACAGAAACGCUGCAGGUUUCUAUCAGCUUUUGGAGGAAUCAAUUGAAUCCACUCUUGAAGGAGAAUUGGAAAGGAGAGAAAACGGGGACUUAUAUGAAACAAAGGUGGCUUUACAAUUGGGAAGAAGCUUAAAGCAGCUCAAAGAACUAGCCAUGGCAUCAGCUUCCCCGAGUAAAAAUGGAGAGACCAUUGAAGAAUUUGCAAGCAAGCUCUUCUGA